Sclerotinia trifoliorum is the source of this 647-nucleotide messenger RNA. NCBI's taxonomy places the organism in Eukaryota, Fungi, Ascomycota, Leotiomycetes, Helotiales, Sclerotiniaceae. The record is from the annotation of a GenBank genome assembly.
CAACCAUGGCUCAAAACCCAAUAGAGAACUUCAGGUUCUGAUUGUGAGAGGGCAUUGAGGAUUGAAACAGCCGUGAUAUAUUCUAUAGAGACUUAUAGCCCUUAGGUCUUUCUAUUGAUCAGACAACUGGUUCAGAAGGCUCUGCUAGGCUGACUAUGAUACAAAUUCCACAUAGUGCUUUCCCCAGAUAUAUCGAUAUGCCAAAACGACGAUGUAUUUUGACAUGGCUCUCGAGGAUAGGCGAAGACAAAAGUACCCUUCCCAACACUGGUCGAGGUGCCAGUACAGUGCAAGAUAUUACCCUCACACGAAUUGCGUGUACACGUCCCAAGACGACUCCGUCCGGUAAACCUAUCAACAAUGCCAACAUUCCUUUUCGAUUUCCUGCCUGUGUUAGGCUGAGGCAAUUGGGUGCAUUAUCCGAUGCACUUAUUGGACUUCGUUAAUGGCGUGCACCUGAAGUCAUAUAUGAACAGGAGCUUUUGUUCAAUAUAUACUGAUAAAUCUGUGGCUUUGAAAUAUAUUAAAAAUUGGCGUAUGCGGGCGUAUUCAUAUGUCCUCCAGGCUUUCAAGAUCGUCAAGUUAAAUGAACAAGAAAUUUUCAAAUCAGUUUCAUUUUGGAUAAUAAAGAUUUGGGGGAAACAUUG